UUUGUUAUAAACUUUGCACAUUUUAAGAUUCUUAAAGGUACAGAUAGUAAUUUAUUUAAAAAAAAACUGGUAAUUGUAUAGAAAGCUUAAAACAAAGAAUGGGACGUUCUCGUUCGCGGAGCCCCCGAUUUCGGGACCGGGAUCGCGAUCGUGACCGCAGAAGAAGAAGUCGCUCACCUCGUUCCAGAAGGUCAAGGUCGCCACGAAGACGUCAUAGGUCAAGAUCCCCUGGUCGACGUCAUCGAUCACCUCCGAGGUCAAGUUACCGCGACGACGACAGAUACAGGAAGAAUGAAGGGCCGUGGAAGACUCCUUUAGACGCACAGGUUAAUCUAACACUAGGGGGCAGUCUUGGGGUUAAAGGUCCGAAGAAAAAGAAGAAGGCGGUCCCUAAGCCUGUAGCUAUGGCAACUAACCCAGAAGAUAUGACAGAUGAGGAUAAGUUUAUGCAACAGAUGAUGGGGUUUGGGGGGUUUGAAACGACAAAAGGGAAAAAAGUUAAAAACAACGAUGUUUACGCUUUGAAUAAAAAGGUGGAAAGAAAGUACAGACAGUACAUGAACAGGAAAGGUGGUUUUAAUCGACCCCUUGAAUUCAUGCCUUGAUUGCUAUGGACAGUGGGUGUGAUUGCUAUGGACAGUGGGGAAUGUAUUUAGAAUUAUUCUAGGGAACUAAAUUAUAAAUUACACCACUGCUUUCACAUUCUGAUGCUUUUCUUCUUUCAAAUUGAUUGUUGUUUUGGACAAUGUUUUUAUAUUGGCCAAGUGACGGAUUGCCCAUUGAAUGUUCUUAUUACUAAUAUUAAAGUGGAAAAGAAGAAUGGAAUGUGACAGUUGGUAUGUUUGUCUUAUACUGUAGUAGUAAAACCACAUGAGUCUUAACUUGCUGCAUCAUAUUUCUGUUAGUAUAAUUAGUUAUCAAAUGGUUUUGUAAUGUUGUUUCUACUUCUUUAUGUAAAAAAAUAGGAUUUUGUAAUUAGCAUUGCAUGAUUAAAUUGGGUAAUUGAAUUUGUUAUGUGUUUUUGCUGAUACGGAUGUAGCUUGAAAUUACCAGGAUUGAUAUUAACAGAAACAAAUAAAAAAUUUUCAAACUGUUUUUAG
Ciona intestinalis (vase tunicate) is the source of this 1100-nucleotide messenger RNA. RefSeq lists its product as uncharacterized. Gene Ontology annotation, biological process: RNA splicing. The record is from RefSeq and is a predicted model, not a curated record. NCBI's taxonomy places the organism in Eukaryota, Metazoa, Chordata, Ascidiacea, Phlebobranchia, Cionidae. Gene Ontology annotation, cellular component: precatalytic spliceosome.